Pristis pectinata (smalltooth sawfish) is the source of this 7127-nucleotide messenger RNA. It is a transcript of the gene fosl2, whose product is annotated as FOS like 2, AP-1 transcription factor subunit. Bases 819 to 1820 code for a protein of 333 amino acids. The transcript has 5 exons. Gene Ontology annotation, cellular component: nucleus. Gene Ontology annotation, molecular function: DNA-binding transcription factor activity, RNA polymerase II-specific; RNA polymerase II cis-regulatory region sequence-specific DNA binding. Gene Ontology annotation, biological process: regulation of transcription by RNA polymerase II. NCBI's taxonomy places the organism in Eukaryota, Metazoa, Chordata, Chondrichthyes, Rhinopristiformes, Pristidae. The record is from RefSeq and is a predicted model, not a curated record.
UGUGCAAAGCUCUCAGUCCAUAUAUUUCUCUUUCACUGUGUUGCUGUCUUUCUCUCUCUAAGUCUGUACAAAUCUCUCUCUGUGUCUUGCGCGCUCUCUCUGUCUUCUACUCUCUUUCUCUGUCUGCCUGCCGUGCUCUGUCUCUCUCUCUCCGGUUGUCUGUCUUCUUCUCUCGCACCCUCUCUCUUUCUCUCUCUCCAGAUAGUCUUCUCUUUCGCCAGCUCUCUCCCCCCGCUCAGAUUUCAUCCGCACCUCUUCAAUAUAAAUCUUCCCCCUUUCUCAAAAGCGGCCGACCAGAAAUCGGGAAUAAAAUUCAGACGCAGUCAGUCUUUCCACUGAGGGCAGAGGCUACAAAUCCCCACCCUCUCAUUAACUACUCCAGCCCAAAGUUGGCGAAAAAAAUGGCAAAACCUUUCCCGUUGAAACGAAAUCAGUUUUUUUUAAUUUAUUAGAACAUUUCUGUUGCAAUUCCUCAUUUUGAAGGUUCGGUUUAACAAAUGCUUUCCCAUUUCCCAACUCGUCACAAUUCGGGGCGCUUGUCACUUUAAUUGAAGCCCUGGUCUGAUGUAAUUGUAUUUAUUUAAUGCAAUCCUUCACGCCUUGUUAUUGCUUUUAAGGUCGGUGAAGAAAUGGGGCGAGUACAAGGGGAUAUUGCGCAAGGCCAGAAAGGGCAGGGAUUACAAAAUCGGUUUUAGAACUUUGUCGCUUGUAUCUUCCUUUUAAAUUAGAAAAGAGAUCCGUCUCCAGACUUUUCUGCUUCAACUUUGUUGCAAGGAAAAGCAGACUAGGCCGGAGAAGACAGGAAGUAUCGUGCAGAUAUGCCGGGAUCCAGUAGCGCCUUUGUCCCGACUAUCACUGCCAUCACCACCAGCCAGGACCUGCAGUGGAUGGUUCAACCCACCGUCAUUACCUCCAUGUCCAGCCCCUACUCCAGGUCGCACCCUUACAAUCUACCAGGGACCAGCAUCACCUCGCCCUCCUCCACCACCUUACACCGACCUGGCGUUAUCAAAACCAUUGGAGAGACAGGAGGACGGAGGAAAAGGGAUGAACAGAUGUUCCAGUGCCAUCUGCCACUGCCGUUGCCAUUUCUCUAUCCGGCAGGGCACCAUGGCCUGUGUUCGGGACUUCCCAAUGACCACCAUCAGUGCUGCCCUGGGAGCGACCAAGAGCAGACGUGCUUCUGCAGGCUAACUCCAGAGGAAGAAGAGAAGAGGAGAAUACGGCGAGAGAGAAACAAACUGGCUGCAGCUAAGUGCCGGAACAGGCGUCGAGAGCUAACGGAGAGGCUUCAAGGUGAGACAGAGAAGCUCGAGGAGGAGAAGUCCGGGCUACAGAAGGAGAUCGCUGUGCUGCAGAAGGAGAAGGAGAAGCUAGAAUUCAUGCUGGUCGCCCACAAACCCAUCUGCAAAAUGGCGCCGGGGGGCGAAGGGCGGAGGCGGUCGGCAUCGCCUGAUCCACGGGCGGGCCGGACACCGAACGCAGUGGUGGUCAAGCAGGAGCCCGAGGAGGGAGCCAAGCUGGGCGGGUCAGGCCUGAGCAAGACGCAGAGGUCUGUCAUCAAGCCGGUGACCGAGAUCAGCAUCGCCAACAGCUUCUUCACUGAGGCCGAGCCCCUCAACACGCCGGUGGUGGCCACCUCCACCCCCGCGCCCAGCGUCACCCCCUGCGCCCCCAGCCUGGUCUUCACCUACCCCAGCGUGCCCAGCCUGGACCAAGAGUCGCCGUCAGAGUCCUGCUCGAAGGCCCACCGCAGGAGCAGCAGCAGUGGCGACCAGUCCUCGGACUCUUUGAACUCCCCCACCUUGCUGGCACUCUGAGGACCCCACCAGCCGUCCACGGGCGAGCCCUCGAGUGUGGGGGUGGGGGCGGCCUCUCUGACCCGAUCUGACCCAACUGGGCCUCCUACCAUGGACCGGAACCAGCGGGGUUGGAAUAUUUCUAAACACUUCAGACUCAUGGGGUAGGGAAGGGUCGGGGUUGUUUAUGGGGGGGAUCGUGGGGAAGAAAUUCGAGUAACUUGAUCAUGACGGUAGCACUGUUGCAUCCUUGCAGAGUGGACAACAUUUUGCAAUGGCAGGUCACAGAAAGAGAGACAGUAAGGGGUCUGUGAUGACAGUGGUCGUCACCCUCGGUGGGGAAAGCACCUUGUGUACCACUGUGGACAGUUUCAAAGGCUGCCAACCCCUUGCAUUUUGAACUCGGAUCUUUAAAGCAUUUCCUUUUCCUGUGUUGUUUUUUUUCCCUCCUUAAAUAUUUACUCUACAGGGACAUCCUGGUGACCUGUGUGAUGUAUAAUUUUCUUUUUUGGACCAUCGAGUAAUUUUAGUUUUAAGGUUGUGCUAACUCCAUCUCUGCAAUCCUUUCAUUUUCCAAAGAGGUGUAGACUGGGGAACUCUCUAACCUGAUAUUGGUGUACUGUAAAGAACAAAUUAUUUUGUGAUGCUUAUGAUAUGUCUCAGUAAUAUAAUGAGCAUUUCUGCAAUACUGGAAUGGUUGUCGGAUUUCAGCAUUCAAUAGAGCAAAGGGAUUUGUAUCACAAUGUAGGAUGCUUAUGUUGCACCUUUCCAUAUAAGAAACAUCCUCUGCCUUUAGCCUUCUGACCUUAAUUUUAGUAUUUAUAACUUUUUUUUUACAAGAAUUUGAAAGAAUAAUGAAAAUAUAUUGCAACUUGGGGAGGAAAAUCAGUUGUUGGACUGCAAGGCAGAACUGGGUGUGGGAUUAAGGUGAAUUCCUUACCUGUUGAUUUUAGCGAGACUGGUAAAUCUAGUGUCUUUGAAUAUUGAAGGGGUGUGUGUAUGGGUGUGCACACAAGUGGGUGGGUGUGUGUGUUCAUGCGCACAGAUGUAUGUGCAUGCACCUGUGUGUGUGUGUGUGUGUGUAUACAUGUUGGUGUGUACGUGUGCAUCUAAACUUUAUUCAGUACCAGCUCAGGCUAAACUGGUGAAAGGCAGAAUAUUGGGCAGAGCAUCUUCAAACAGCGAAUUGGAAUAGUUUUUCAGCAGGAGGCAAACAAAAUACCUUCCACCCAUUAAAGGGUCAACUUGAUGAGAUUGCUGGACGUGAGAACUGAUUUCUGAAAUGGAUGCAUUGUGAGGCUUCUCCUGCCUGUUUGAUCUUUCAAAGUAUAAUAUAUAAAACCAACCAAGCCUCCACGCUGCCAGACAAUAAAGUAGGAAGAGUAAACUUUGGCUCAUUUCUUGGGCUCCUAUUUCAUUUAGCUCUGAAUUCUUCCUCGUGGCCUGGAUUGCAGGCAGGUGACAGAUCCCAUUUCCUAGUCUGGCAUUAGAUUUUUUUUCUCCCAACACUUGGGUUGAACUAAAAAGGAGAUAGUCCAUUGUAUUUCUCUCCUGGUCUCUAAUAUGAGGGCAAAGUAGAUGCAAGAGAAGGGAGCUGGUUUUUACAAAGGUACAAAUUUUUCUCCUUGUGCUGGCAAGUUGUGGAAAACAAGCUCAAGUUUUUGUUUUGUGUUACACCUUGCUGCUGGGAGCAAUGGACGGGCAACUGAGGGAGGGGGAGCCCCAGAUUUCUUUUCGCCCGGCAAAUGAGUAGCUACAUGGAGUCUCCACCAACCUACAGAUAUCUGUGCAGACUCCCGCAAGUGACAGAGCAGGUACUUUCCACCUCUUUUGUAAUUAUAUUUAUAGCUUUCUUAAUUAAAAUAACAUGGAUAAAUGUUUUAUUGUUAGAGCAGGUCUCCAAUCAAUUGUUAAUUUUGACAAAAAAAAGCGCUACACUGAUUUUAGAUUUGUGCUCCCAUGGCACUGCUCCCAGAGGAUAGGAUUUUGUGGGCAAUGUGGUGAAAGAUGGUGCAAAGCAAGUGGGAGGAAGCAAGGUUUUCCGGGCCAUCGUCAUCAAGUGUGAAUAAUUCCCGGUUGGCAAAGCUGUCCCAACAUCUCCUGUUUCCAGGCAGAGGUGGUGCACACUUAAAACUGCUGCUUUUCAUCCUUCAAAUGGGUUGUUUUUGAUUUGGUUCUGGGGUAUGGACAUCCCUGUUAAGGCUAGCAUUUAAUGGUUACACUGAUAAAAUGAGUUUGAAGCACAUCUUGGAACCAUUGCAUUUUGUAUGUGGUGAACGUACUUUUAAAAUAUGUCAGUCAUAGAGUCGAACAGCAUGGAAACAAGCCCUUCGGUCCAACUGCUCCAUGGCAACCAAGACGUCCCAUCCAAGCUAGUCCCAUUUGCCAGCAUUUGGCCCAUAAACUCCUAAACCUUCCCAUCCAUGUACCUGUCCAACUGUCUUUUAAAACUUGUUCUUGUACCUGCCUCAAUCACUUCCCCUGGCAGCUCAUUCCACAUACGUACCACCCACUGUGUAAAAAAAAGUUGCCCCAUCAGGUUCCUAUUAAACCCUCUCACCUUAAGUCCUCUAGUUCCUGAUUCACCAACCCUGGGAAAAGCAGUGAGUGAAUUCACCCUAUCUAUGCCCCUCGUGGUUUUAUAAGAUCACACCUCAUUCUCCUACACUCCAAGGAAUAAAGUCCAAGCCUGCCCAAACUCUUCCCACAACCCAGUCCCUCGAAUCCUGGCAACAUCCUCGUAAAUCUUUUCCAGCUUAAAACCAUCUUUCCCAUGGCAGGAUGACCAAAACUGAACACGAUACUACAAGUCUGUCCUCACCAGCGUCUUGUUCAACUGCAACAUUACAUCCCAACUUCUGUACUCAGUGCCCUGACUAAUGAAGGCCAGCGUACCAAAAGCCUUCUUCACCACCCUGUCUACCUGUGACCCCACUUUCAGAGGACCAGGUACCUGAACUCCAAGGUCCUUUGGAUCUACAACACUCUCCCAGGGCCCUACCGUUCACUGUGUUAUGUUAUCUUACUCUUGGCAAUCUUAUACCCAAAGACCCAUGCUCUGACAUCCCUCCCCAAUGGGAGUGCAAGAACAAGAAAUAAAUCACCUCAACUUUAUGAGGGUAUCACUUCCCUGGACAGCUUCCUUGGUUAAAUUGGCCUUUAGGUUUGUGAUUAUAUUAUUGUUGUUGGAAAACCAGGUAGAUGAGCCAUUGUCUAUCAUACAGUUCACCGCCAACGUGGGCAAGAGCUGAGAGGAGGGGGUGUCAGAAAAUUAGUCAUUGGGCAACUCCAGGCUUGCAGUAAGAGUAAAUAGGUGAGGCCUUGUACAUCCUGUGAGAGAGGAUUAGCUAAGAGGUGGUGCAAUAGUUCUUGAUUUCGGCGUAAAUGACUCGGCAAAAAGGAGGAGGAAGCACUCUGCAAGGGUGGUGCGGAGGAAGGGGGUGUGGAUUCGCAACUUGGGAGAAAUAGGCAAGAAGAGUGCCCAGGAGCGAGGGCCAUAAUGACAUUGCUUGGAACAAAAUAGAGAAGGAAAUGAGAGAGGGAGAUUACACUCUCUGAUCCUAUUGUACAUCUGGGGCACAGGCUUUGGCAAGGCUGACAUCUGUUUGAAACUGAGUCAUUUGAAAAUCUACUGGGGGAAGUUUCUUGGGGUGGCCCGCUGAGAUUACCCUGCGAACACCUGAAGAUAGUUGAGGCUUCCUGCCCAAACUAAGCUGGCUGAGGCAAUGGUUGGGCCAAUGCAAUGCCUUCGUAUUCUACUAUAGAGCAGGCUUUGCAAGCUGAAUGAUCAUAUUCACCUUAUCUCCUGCUUGUUGGCUGGUCUGGGUCUACUCAAGGCAGCUCCUUGAAUAUAUGCGCAGAGCAGGGCUCUCACAGAGAAGUGAAGAAAGAAAGGCACUUGGAUGGAUACUGAGAUUGAAAGUCCCUCACUUUUUUACGGCAACAAACAAUCUGCUGGAGGAACUCAUCGGGUCGAGCAGCAUCUGUGGGGGAUCUUGACAGACGCUGCUCGAACCGCUGAGUUCCUCCAGCAGACUGUCUGUUGCUUCAGAUUCAAGCAGCUGCAGUCUCUUGUGUCUCCAUUAUUUCAGGACUGUUUGUAAAGGGAGAGACUUCAUUUUUAAAUGGAGUCUCCUGAGGUGGCUCGGAACAGCAGCUGAGUGUAAUAUCAGGCAGUGACAGCAUCUUGGUAGAGGUUACAGCUAUGUGUGUUUGCAGAAGAUUAUGGAAAAAUUGGUGCACUGAAUACUUGUAGACCCAAGUAUUUCAGUAGCAGCUGUGCAGUGUUUGCAAGUCCUCGGGAAGGGAUUUGAAUCACACUGUGACAAACCCAGAGGUAAAAAAAUAAUAGGGAAGAAACUGCAGUAGAUGCUGAAGAUAUGCAGGAGGCCUGUCAGCAUCCGGUAAGGGGGAUAGUCUGAUCAUCUCAAAAUUAUACCAUCAGUCUGUGGGCUGGAACGGAGUCAGCAGUAUAACUCGGUUCUGUCACUUCUCGUGACCCAAGGUUGAUUAGCAGAGUCAAAUUAGUACUUGUGGCUUAAAGGGCUGUGAGGGACCAUGACCAUCGCUGAGUGGUUGAAACCUGAGGCACCUCGGGAACUGCGUCUGUGCCGAACACUGAAGGCCUUAGAACUUCAAUAUCAUUAGUCAUAUUUCAGGGAGAUUUCAGUAGGAGAAGCAUUUGACUUGAAUGUUGAUCUUGUGGGAAUGAUAUUUUCCUUAUUUGGGUUCUGCGGAGUACUCUUGGAGUCUUCGGGCUGAACACAUGGAAAAUACCUACGGUGCAGGACGCCACCGAGCCUGGAAGGAUGACAAUUCCAGUGGUGGUUUGGCUUGUGAAAGGCCAUGGGCAAUGGGAAGAGGAAGGGAGUCGAGGACUUCCACAAAUUUGAUGUCUUGAGGCAGCAGAGGAAGUUUUGAUCUCUACAUUCGUUACUCCCAACAGGACUCAAUCUCAUUACAAUAACCUAUGUGUAUGUGUGUGUUGGGGGGGAAGGGGGAGGAGAGGGCGGGCACAUUACAAAUACAGAAAAAGCAAAGGGGCCGUAAUUAAAUCUGAAGCCCAUAAUGAAUGACUUUCUCAUUGUCCUGUUAGAAGGACGCUAUAUCAAGGAGCACUGCAAAGCAACAGGAUGAAUGAAUCAAAAGCAUUAUUGAGAUCUGCAACAUUGUCUCACAGGGACCUUGAUAAGGAGUUGUAAAUCUGUAAAAUUAACUAUUCUGUGUUUUUUUUAAAGAAAAUAUGAGAAGCAUUGUUUAAAGAAAAGUCAGGUCUUUUCCUAUUCAAAAUUGUAUGUGUUAGUAUUUAUUAAACAAAUUGAUAUUUUA